This is a messenger RNA of Ilyonectria robusta, 1491 nucleotides long. RefSeq lists its product as uncharacterized. The record is from RefSeq and is a predicted model, not a curated record. The coding region runs from base 1 to 1491 and encodes 496 amino acids. Gene Ontology annotation, molecular function: oxidoreductase activity. The transcript is spliced from 3 exons. NCBI's taxonomy places the organism in Eukaryota, Fungi, Ascomycota, Sordariomycetes, Hypocreales, Nectriaceae.
AUGUCUUUGGUAGAUAUCAACAACCCGUUUAGGCCCCGUGUUGUAAACGAAAAGCCUGCAUCAUGGGCCACUCCAUACAACAUCCACUUCAACGUGGACAAAUCCCAGGGCAAUCUGCACGUCGGUGACUUGACGAAGGAGAGUGCGGAGCGGGUCUCGGAUCUUCUCACCUUGAAUCAUGCCAAAUUCCACACCAUGUUCAGCGAGGCUGGAUUGCAUAACCAUAUUGUGCAUCAUCUUUGCACUCUUUGGGCUCUCGGAGCAAGCCCUUCUGAGAUUCAGGCGGGGUACGACCACAACAAAUCGUAUCAACUUCCACAUUACCACCACCCUACGUCUGCGGCAAUGAAAUUGAGAGAUCCGGCCGUCUACAAGGAAAGUCUGGGGAAAAGCGAACACUACAUUGACUAUCUUCGAUACUUCCAAGACCAAAUCUCCGACAAGGGGACCGAGGAAGUCUUGAAACAAGCCCUUUUCAAAGGUGAUACGGAAGCGGAUGACUUGUUGGCAAGAAUGUUUUGCGACCUCCAGCACCCAUUGCUGCAUCUGGGAUUCGGCCUGGAAUUCAAGCAACCGUGUCUCGUAGCCGAAGCCCUUGCAGGAGCCGCUACCCACGACGAGUCUCCCAUGGGUAUAUUUGCCCCCAUCGAAAAGCACAUCGCCUCUCAGCCCAAAGCGCCAAGCACAUCAAUGAUGUCGGUCAUCAACGCGCUCAAAGCUGAUACGGAAAUCAGCAACGCCAUCAAGCCGGACGACCCAUUCGACCGCAUCCGGGGAGUCCUGAUCCCCAGGCUUGGCGUCAAGAUAGCCAAAUACCUGGCCAAGUGGCGCGUGGAACCCACCGAGGCCGACAUUGCACACCGAACUGCCGAGAUGAUGCAUGUCUCAACCUAUGUUCUUGGGGCAGCCCAGCAUCCGGGAAAGCAACCGAGACUCGACUUUGUCUACCUGCACAAUACGAACCUGGGUUUCUUCUAUUCGACCUUUAUGAAGCUCGAGUGGCUGAACUUGAAGCAAAAGGCAAGACUCUUGGAGUGGAAGGGCUGGACGGACCUAGCCACCUACGUGGUCAACGGAUGCCCUACACUCUAUCCUGAGCGCAUCAAAAACUACACGCCGCAACAGCCUGGGCCGUGGUCUAGCCUCAUUCCUCGCGCCAUCGUCCAUCUGGAUGACGGCCACGUCGCCAAAACCGUCCGGGCCGUCCUGAAUGCCAAAAACGUGUCUGCUACUUCUCCGUUGUAUCAGGGCACCCCGGACUUUCCAUUGACAGAAGAUGAUAUGCUGAACAUGGCGCAUCUGGUCCUUGACUCCGUGGAGGGCUCGUUAUCCCCGGAAUUGGAGCUUCCCGAGAAAGUGGUCAAGGUCUACGGCGAAUUUUUGGGUUUGGGUGAGGAUGUCCUCAAGUUGGUGGCAAGAUUUGUCAUGUGGAAUGGAGUCGAGGGCUCUUGGGUCGAUGUUCCGAACUUGAAAGAGGGAGCCAAGGCCUGA